GUGAAUCGGACCGCCAAAUAAGAGAGCAGCUGAGAAUUGUCAGCACAAUCCUUCAAAUCCCCGGUUUGGUUUUCCUUCUUCAGCUGCUCCCUGCCCCGGCUUGUUGAUGGAAAAUGUCAAAGCCAGAGACCUAACGACCUCGUUUCAACAGCUCGAUUUGCAUCUCAAUCCCAACAAGGCCACUCAGAAAUCAACCAAGUUUAUGUCUUGGCCACUCAGAAAGCCUCCCAGCUUGGUGAGUUUAUGUCUUGGGGUAGUUGGUAGGCAUUUUGAGGACAUCAUUGAGGACUUGCCUGAUAUUGCCCCGACUUUUCCACCUAAUAUCAAGAUGGCCCUCGCCGCAAUUGCAAGAAGACGAAAGUUACUGACUGAUGAUGUUAUUAUCGUAUUAGCUGAAAGUUCUUGGGACAUACUUGACAUAUCAGGUUCAGAUAUUUCUGAUUUUGGUUUAUCACAAGUACUUCAGAUAUGCAAAUCUUUGCGAGCAGUUGACAUAAGUCGGUGCAGCAAACUCACGUCAACUGGGAUUUCUGAACUCCUUCAGCAUUGCCAGUGUUUGGAGAUAUUGAGAUGGGGAGGGUGCCCGGCAAGUGACCAAACAGCACGGAGAUGCUUAAGUAUCUUGAAGCCUAUUUUACAUGAUGUGGCAGGAGAAUCUUGGGAGGAACUGGAGGCCACAGAUAUUGCCGCUGCUGCACAAUCACUUCGUUGGCUUGUAUGGCCAAAAGUUGACAAGGAUUCCUUAGAGAGCUUGUCUGUAGAAUGCCCCCGCAUAAUUAUAAACCCAAAACCAUCAGCUUUUGGAUACAGAGGCUUGGAAAUUCCUAGAGAAGCCUUCCCGAGUGCAGCAUUGGACGAUCCAGUUGUUGAAGAUAUUGAUCCAGAAACAUGGGCGAUAUCUGGGUUUACAGCUAGGUCAAUAAUUGCAUCAACUUCUGGAUCUGACGAGUUACCCAUGGCUGAAAAGUUUAGGCUUGCAUUUGUAGAGAGAGAUAACCGAUUGGCACCAAAGCGUGCAAAGAAUGCAAGGCAGCACCAGCGACGAGCAGUGAGGGAAUGGGUGAUGAUGAGUUCUAGAGCAAAAGCAAUGGCACUUGCCUCCCAAGCAACCAAGUCUCUACACCAUCGGAAUUAGGCUAGAACGUUAUCCUGCUUUCAUAUCAUGAUACAGCUAUGUUUCAUUCUUUAGAUCCUAAGGAUUAAGUUUUAUCACUUUAUUACUUGAAAGUUGGCCUGAAGUCUAUGCGGUUUUGCAGGCAUGAUUUUCAUUGUUUCAGUCUUUCUCGUUUUCAUAAUGUAGAAUGUAUGUUUUAGGUAUCUCUAGCGAUCCAGUGGAUGGGAGGAAUUCACUGAUCAGGGAUUGGGUUAUCAUUCUUCUUCUGCUUUUCCGUUGUAAAGUAUUUUAAGUACCGUGAAGUCUGGUUAA
Messenger RNA from Coffea eugenioides, 1426 nucleotides. RefSeq lists its product as uncharacterized. The record is from RefSeq and is a predicted model, not a curated record. The coding region runs from base 107 to 1135 and encodes 342 amino acids. The transcript is spliced from 5 exons. Lineage: Eukaryota; Viridiplantae; Streptophyta; Magnoliopsida; Gentianales; Rubiaceae.